Mercurialis annua (annual mercury) is the source of this 1265-nucleotide messenger RNA. Its product is annotated as UPF0603 protein At1g54780, chloroplastic. Bases 72 to 941 code for a protein of 289 amino acids. NCBI's taxonomy places the organism in Eukaryota, Viridiplantae, Streptophyta, Magnoliopsida, Malpighiales, Euphorbiaceae. The record is from RefSeq and is a predicted model, not a curated record. The transcript is spliced from 3 exons.
AAGAGAAACCAAAAUGAUAUUAUUAUUUCCUUUCUUCUCUUCACCAUAUUUCCUCUGUUGCUCUCUCUCCAAUGGAAACUUUACUCUCCUCUCACUCUAUAUCCCCUCUCUUCAACCCAAAACCUUCCCCUCCAAAACCCCACUUGCCACCUUCAAUCCAACUCCGACCCAACUCACUCACUCUCUCUAAAACCAUAAAUUGCACCCUAAAGAACCAAUCUUUUAAACCAGUAUCCAAAAACUGGUUAACUCAUGCUCAGCAAGGCUUGGCAGCAGUAGCCCUCUCAUUAGCUCUUAAUUUUAGCCCUGUUUUAUUCAAUGGAAAUGCUUUAGCUUCUGAAUUUGAUGUCAUUAAUGAAGGCCCACCAAAGGAUUCUUACAUUGUUGAUGAUGCCAAUGUUCUUAGUAGAGUCACUAAGACUGAUCUUAAGCAGCUUUUGUCUGAUUUGGAAGCUAGAAAGAAUUUCAAGAUCAAUUUUAUCACUGUUAGAAAGCUUACUAGUAAAGCUGAUGCUUUUGAGUAUGCAGACCAAGUGCUUGAGAAAUGGUAUCCAUCAGUUGAAGAGGGUAACAAUAAGGGAAUUGUUGUGCUUAUAACUAGCCAAAAGGAAGGAGCUGUGACUGGGGGGCCUGCAUUUAUUGAAGCAGUUGGAGAAAAGGUUCUUGAUGCAACUGUUUCUGAGAAUCUUCCUGUAUUGGCUACUGAAGAGAAAUACAAUGAAGCAGUGGUUACCAGUGCCAAAAGGCUGCUAGCUGCCAUUGAUGGACUUCCAGAUCCUGGAGGUCCCAAGUUGAAUGACAGUAAGCGAGAAUCCAACUUCAAAACUAAGGAAGAGACGGAAGAGAAGAGAGGACAAUUCACUUUGGUGGUUGGUGGCCUAUUGGUAAUUGCUUUUGUUGUUCCCAUGGCACAGUACUAUGCAUAUGUCUCCAAGAAAUAGGUAAUAACUAUCGUUAAGACUUGCCUCUCGACUUGGUGACGUAUAUUUGUACAAAUGUUAAUAUUGAGCUCGUUGAUAAGAACUAUGUUGCACGGAAACCUGUAGAAAUUUCGAUUUCGGCGUUUUAUUUCUAUUUUCUAAAAAUGCUUGCGAUUUUGCGGUAUUCUGUUUCAAGAUUUUCCAUUUCAGCAUUUUCAUUUCCGUGCAAUAUAGAUCAGAGCCUUGGCAUAUCAGAGGAUUAGGACAGAAAUUGGCUUGGGUUUAUGGAAUUUGUAUUGGAACAAUAAUUUAUCUAAUGGUUGUGAAAUUAUUGUUUUGAUUUUA